AUGCCUGGUCUCAAUCCAAAUUUAGUAAGUCACACACUGAAUAUUGAGCUUGGUACGAAACCUGUUGUACAGCCAAGAAGGAAUUUUCAUCCUGAAAUCGAAAAGCAAAUCAAAGUGGAAUUUGAGAAGUUAUUAGUUGCUGGAUUCAUUAAACCAAUCAAGCAUCCAACAUGGCUAGCCAACAUUGUUCCUGUGAAGAAGAAGACCAGUGUGAUUAGAAUAUGCAUAGACUAUCGUGAUCUCAACUGA
Prunus armeniaca (apricot) is the source of this 249-nucleotide messenger RNA. Lineage: Eukaryota; Viridiplantae; Streptophyta; Magnoliopsida; Rosales; Rosaceae. The record is from the annotation of a GenBank genome assembly.